This is a messenger RNA of Talaromyces stipitatus ATCC 10500, 654 nucleotides long. RefSeq lists its product as uncharacterized. The transcript has 2 exons. Lineage: Eukaryota; Fungi; Ascomycota; Eurotiomycetes; Eurotiales; Trichocomaceae. Bases 88 to 654 code for a protein of 188 amino acids. The record is from RefSeq and is a predicted model, not a curated record.
ACACGGAUGUGUGCUAUAAUCACAUACAAAAUAAGGAAAUAAGCUGGACUUUCCCAGCUAUUUCUAUUCCCUCUAACAUUCAGCAACAUGCGUCCAACAGUCUUUUCAUUUUAUUUCCUCUUAUCCGCAGUUUUCGCAUCUGCUGCAAUCGAGAAACGUGAUAGUGCUUCGCCUACAAUCACAUCCGAUUCCAGUUAUGCAACAAUCUCAGCAAUUCUAGGCUCUCUCGCCUCCGCCGUAAGCAGUGCAACACCCGCCGCAGGAGUAACACCCGUACCAGCCCAAACCGCAAAUCUCAGCAACAUCGCCGAACCACCCGCCGGCUUCAUCCCAGCCAUAAUGACAGCCAUUCCCUUAUCCGUACUCGGGGAUCUGAUCGACUCAAGUUCACGAAGUUCACUAGCAUCCGAAUUUCGAAACGGGAGUACUCCGGCCUGGUAUCAGAGUCUACCGGCUUCGAUUAAGAGUUAUAUCUCUGUGGUCAAUUCGCAGAUAAAUGCUGGCGCUUUGUCGGCGAAUACAUCUGCGCCCGUGGUGGCUACGUCGACUAGUACGGCGAUGGCAAUGCAUAGAGUUGUUGUGCCGACUGAAGUUGCGAUGGGGGCUAAUUUGUUGGGUGUUUUGGGUGUUGCUGGGUUGGCGAUGGCUCUAUGA